Acipenser ruthenus (sterlet) is the source of this 4280-nucleotide messenger RNA. RefSeq names its product zinc finger protein 185-like. Bases 196 to 3087 code for a protein of 963 amino acids. The transcript has 37 exons. The record is from RefSeq and is a predicted model, not a curated record. Lineage: Eukaryota; Metazoa; Chordata; Actinopteri; Acipenseriformes; Acipenseridae.
UUUUGAAGAGGUGCAACUGUAUAUCAAAGCUUGUCUUCACAGGGUUCUGUACGUGUGGACUGAAAAAGCACCUGCUCAAGCAGUUUGGAUAUUACCGUCUAUUGAAAACACAGAGGGUGAAAAAAGAAGACAACGGCUAAUUUCAGUGGUUUACUUUGAAGACUUUCCUGAGAUCUACAUAUAACAGCAUCUACAAUGAAAAAAGCAAAAGGUGUGCCAGAGGGGGAGAGAACGAUUGUGCUCCGGCAGAUGAAGGUGCGGACGGCUCUGAAGGGGGAUUUCAGCUGGAUCAACAAUAAAAACACUGAUGAAGAAGAUGAGGAAGAAGAAGGGUUGGCCAGGGAUGUGCCAGUAAAAGCGUCCUAUUCCAAUGGAGUUUCUUCAGCGCCCUCUGACUCCUCCAGCACUUCCGAAAGCAGUCCAACAAGCCAGAAGCCUUCCCCUUUAGGAUACAUAAUCAGAGGUGUUUUUACUAAAACAAACGAUACCACCCAGGCGUCCCCAACCUCAGCCUCAUCGUAUGGAUAUAGCGAAAGUGUGAGAAGCUCCAACACUUCUACUCCACAGUACUCACCGCUUAACAAGAAAUCAUCUGAGCACUAUAAGAAAAUAGCCCCACACAGUGUGCGUUCCAAAGCAGUCAGCCCCGCCCCUGAGGAACCCCCCUCUUCUACAGAGGAGCGCACCAAGAGAACAGAGGCUGCCAGCAGUGUAAUAAAGAGUUCAGCGUCCAAGGAGCGCUCGUACGUCUUAUCAGCAGUGAACAAAUACGGCAGGUCUGAAAAGCUGGAUAGCCCAUCUAAAGACCCCUCCUUUUCUUUUGUGGCUAAAAGGGUGGAGAUCAACGAUGAAGAGCCAGAAGAGGACAGUGACACGUCACCACAGAUUGCACCAAAAAGCAGCUUAAACCCAGUUCUCACACAGAAGCCAACUCCUGCCCCUCGCAAGCUCGGCCCCAGCACAGAAACAAAAACACAAACCACCAUCACAAUAAAGGAAACAGCGAAAGAACCUCCAAAAACUCCUUUCUUAACUGAAACAAAAACAAUGAGCCCCAGCACAGAAACAAAAACACAGACCACUGUCACGAAGAAGGAAACAGUGUUCGACACUCCAAAAAAUACUUUCUCAACUGAAUCAAAGAGUCCCAGCACUGAAACAAAAACACAGACCACUGUCACAAAGGAAACAGUGUUUGACAUUCCAAAAAACCCUAUCUCAACAGAAUCAAAGACCAAGAGCUCACAAGACACUAAGUCACUAUGGGACAAGUGGGAUAAACCUGCAGCCACUGAGACAACAAUAACAACUGUCACUGAGAAAAGCUCACAAGGCACUAAGUCAGCCUGGGACAAGUGGGAUGUUCCCGCAGCCACUGAGAUUACAACCACAACUAUCACUGAGAAAAGCUCACAGGACACAAAGUCACUGCGGGAUAAAUGGGAUUUACCUGCAGCAACUGAGACUACCACCACAACUGUCACUGAGAAAAGCUCACAAGACACUAAGUCACUAUGGGACAAGUGGGAUAAACCUGCAGCCACUGAGACAGCAAUCACAACUGUCACUGAGAAAAGCCCCAGCACAGAAACAAAAACACAAACCACCAUCACAAUAAAGGAAACAGCGAAAGAACCUCCAAAAACUCCUUUCUUAACUGAAACAAAGACAAAGAGCCCCAGCACAGAAACAAAAACACAGACCACUGUCACGAAGAAGGAAACAGUGUUCGACACUCCAGAAAAUACUUUCUCAACUGAAUCAAAGAGUCCCAGCACUGAAACAAAAACACAGACCACUGUCACAAAGGAAACAGUGUUUGACAUUCCAAAAAACCCUAUCUCAACAGAAUCAAAGACCAAGAGCUCCAGAACAGAAACAAUAACCCAGACCACAAUGACAAAGAAGGAAACCGUGUCCGAAACUCCAAAACCCUUAACUGAGCCAGAGACAAAGAGCUCACAGGACACAAAGUCACUGUGGGAUAAAUGUGAUUUAUCUGUUCCAACUGAGACUACCACCACAACUGUCACUGAGAAAAGCUCACAAGACACUAAGUCACUAUGGGACAAGUGGGAUAAACCUGCAGCCACUGAGACAGCAAUCACAACUGUCACUGAGAAAAGCUCACACGACACUAAGUCAGCCUGGGACAAGUGGGAUGUUCCCGCAGCCACUGAGAUUACAACCACAACUAUCACUGAGAAAAGCUCACAAGACACUAAGUCACUAUGGGACAAGUGGGAUAAACCUGCAGCCACUGAGACAGCAAUAACAACUGUCACUGAGCAAAGCUCACAAGGCACUAAGUCAGCCUGGGACAAGUGGGAUGUUCCCGCAGCCACUGAGAUUACAACCACAACUAUCACUGAGAAAAGAGAGGCUGAUAUUGUCAUUCCUACCUGGGGAGUCAUGGACACCACCAAGAAUAUGAGUGUCUCCACCCAGCACCAAAGCCCCAGCACAGAAAUACAAACUCAGACCACAGUCACAAAGAAGGAAACAGUGUUUGAGACUGAACCUGUGACAAAGAGUGCCUUCAAAAUUGCUAAAGAAACCAAGCAGGAUCCACCCACUGCUUCUGAUUUAAUCAGCUUCGGCAUGGAAGAGAAUAGUACUGUCACAACUAUUCAUACAACAAAAUACCAAACAGAAGACCCAGUCCACAAAACAUUUGACAGCAGCGGUCUGACUAAUAUAACUACAGAUACAACAACACAUUGGUCCGAAACUCCUGACCCAGAACACAAAAAGUUAGUGAUGGUGAAGGAGUAUGUGAAUUCAACAGGAUUUAAUCCCUCAGAGUACAGCAGCAUCAACAAGUAUGACGACAUCACCUACAGCCGUUCAAACUAUUCCUACAGCAGCCCUUCGGCGAUGUAUAGAAGUCCUGGAACAUCUUGCACGUACUGCGGGGAGAUGGUUGGAGAUGAUGCCAGAAUCACAAUUGAGCAUCUCAACAUUUACAGCCAUCCAUCUUGUUUUAAGUGUGGAGUGUGCAGCAAGCCCAUGGGUGAGCUUCUGGAGAGCAUGUACAUUCACAGCGGCCAGGUGCACUGUGACAGCUGCUAUGACAAGGUCUUUUAGGUAUGAAGAUCUAGACAAGACUCUUUCUAUUCAUUUUACAGAUUCUACAAGCAAAUACAAGGCAGCACCAUUCACUAAAAUGAUAUUAAAAGGUGCAAAAACCUAGGAUUUAAAAAACACUACUUAACACUACAAUAUUCUCAGUCUCUCUUGGUUUCAAAAGGUUUUUUUUUCACUUUCUGAAGCCCAUUUAUCUUCAGCAGUGAACGGUAAUUUCCUGUGUUACAGGUAAUAGGACCCUACCUGACUCCACAUUUAUUUUUUAAUAGCUGUAACACAGGAUGUGAACUUAGUGUUGUGACAAUAAAAAGUGUAAACACAGUCUGGAAAACAACAAGGCAAUAAGAUGAAUAAAGUUGUAUUACAUUUAGUUACACAAUGCUGCAAUCAGUAUUCAGACCAUGCACACUGCCGCCUUUAUUAGUUAUUGCAAACACUGGCAAUUAAACUUCUAAAAGCCUUUCAUUCAUUAAGGUAUUUCUCUAACGUUCAUCUAACAAGUGCAAAAUGAAACUGACCUAUGCUUUCUCAAAAUACAUUAUUACUGCCAACAAAUAGUUUCAGGAUUCAGGCAAACUGAACAUUAUAAUAUUUUUAUUUACUAUGUUAGCAUAAGGACAACAGGGGAGCUGUCUGGAUCUUAAGAUUCAUUACUCGCAUUACUCUAGUCUAAAUCCUUUUGGGGCCAAGCGAACACAAUUGUGAAUAUUUGUUGUUAUUAUUUACUGUCCAUUAAAUUCAGCACUUCUCUCAAGUAACAUUAGAUGGUAGCAUCAAGUUCCAUGGCUCUCAAAUUUAGUGGCCUUGGCACAAGGUUUUUUUUAUAGGGAGUUUAUAGGUUUCUGGUCCCUGAUAGGUUUUCUGAACGUUAUAUUUAAAAGAAAAUAUGCAGUAAGGAAAAUAAUGCAAAUUUAAUUACCAAACGUCUUUCUCAAGACCCAAGAAAUUACUACUAUAUGUUAAUAAGCUGCAAAUAUUUACAUUUACACAUCUUCUCUCUGGUUUGCUCUCAGUAAUGCUCAGUUUAAGGGGAUAGUUUGAAAAGUAAUUAAAAAGCCUCUAGAGGGCACUGUAGUUGUACUGUAGGAUGUAUUUCAAAUGUCUGAAGAGUAACAGAAAAGUUUCUGUUUUCAAAUAAGUAUUUUUGAUGUAUGUGAUAACUGAGGGUUUACAAAUAAAAUGUAAAAACAAAA